UCAUAUUACGUUAAUCCCACGAGUCCUUUUUAUAACUGCGAGCGACUAGGGUUUAGCUCACAGUCACAUUCUCCAUUCAUUCAGCAGCUUCACGCAAGAGGCCGACGCCGUCGCAGCUUACCAGUGAACCAGAAGAUAUGGCGACAGUACCUGCCGUAAACGAGGGAGAAAAGGUUCACAGCGGCGUGUUGCUUUUCAACCGCUGGUCCUACGAUGAAGUUCAGAUUAGUGACAUCUCAGUGGAAGACUACAUCACUGCUACGGGAGCCAAGCAUCCAACAUAUAUGCCUCACACAGCUGGGAGGUACCAAGCAAAGCGAUUCAGGAAGGCUCAAUGCCCCAUUGUUGAGAGGUUGACCAACUCCCUGAUGAUGCAUGGGAGGAACAAUGGGAAGAAGCUCAUGGCAGUUCGAAUUGUUAAGCAUGCCAUGGAGAUCAUUCAUUUGUUAACUGACCUGAACCCCAUUCAAGUCAUUGUUGAUGCUGUUAUCAACAGUGGGCCAAGGGAAGACGCUACCCGUAUUGGGUCAGCUGGGGUGGUAAGAAGGCAGGCAGUUGAUAUCUCGCCUCUGCGCCGUGUCAAUCAGGCUAUUUAUCUGCUCACAACAGGUGCCCGGGAGAGUGCUUUCAGGAACAUAAAGACCAUUGCUGAGUGCCUUGCUGAUGAACUUAUCAACGCAGCCAAAGGAUCAUCAAACAGCUAUGCUAUUAAAAAGAAAGAUGAGAUUGAGAGAGUUGCCAAGGCCAACCGUUGAGAGUGGAAUACUGAAGUUUUUGAGAAGUUGCACCUGGCUUGUUUUCUUAAAUUCGGUUUAGGGAGUUCACUGGUUAAUCUUUAGCAAAACUAUGAAUGGGUGAAAUGUUUUACCUGUUACAAUACAGCAGUACCGGGUUUUGUUUGCCUUUUGACUUUAUUUUUGUUGAGAUAUGAAAACUUGCUGGUUUAUAUUUA
Messenger RNA from Sesamum indicum (sesame), 952 nucleotides. RefSeq names its product ribosomal protein 5A (gene RPS5A). Lineage: Eukaryota; Viridiplantae; Streptophyta; Magnoliopsida; Lamiales; Pedaliaceae. Gene Ontology annotation, molecular function: structural constituent of ribosome; RNA binding. Gene Ontology annotation, cellular component: small ribosomal subunit. Gene Ontology annotation, biological process: translation. The record is from RefSeq and is a predicted model, not a curated record.